This is a messenger RNA of Bombyx mori (domestic silkworm), 2838 nucleotides long. It is a transcript of the gene mei-W68, whose product is annotated as meiotic recombination protein SPO11. Gene Ontology annotation, molecular function: ATP binding; DNA topoisomerase type II (double strand cut, ATP-hydrolyzing) activity; DNA binding. NCBI's taxonomy places the organism in Eukaryota, Metazoa, Arthropoda, Insecta, Lepidoptera, Bombycidae. The record is from RefSeq and is a predicted model, not a curated record. The coding region runs from base 348 to 1676 and encodes 442 amino acids. The transcript is spliced from 10 exons. Gene Ontology annotation, biological process: reciprocal meiotic recombination; meiotic DNA double-strand break processing; meiotic DNA double-strand break formation. Gene Ontology annotation, cellular component: nuclear chromosome.
UCAGAGUUGUUUUGCGAACUUUCAACAUUCUACUAUUAAACUACAAAAAAAAAGGAAGAUUUUGCAACGAAUAUAAAACUUAUAUUGAGCGUCGAAAGAUUUUCCCGGUUUUUUCCCGAUUCGCCUUUCAAUCCCUAAUCGCCCCAUUUUACCGGUACUUUAUUUGUAUUAAAUUUCACAUUGAGUGUUCAUAGUCCACAAAAAAUAGUAAUUCGUCGAAAGAUUUACGAAGGAAGAAGCUGUCCCAUUGUCUCGUGGCCCCUUUACGAGCUCUGUUUUGUGACGCUGUUAUUGUUUGCGGUUGAUAAACAUCUCGCCACUAGGUAGUUAUAGGAUUCCUUCGCAGGAUGGAGCUAAUUCAUAAACAAGUACCGAUGUUAAGAGACUUGGCAUUGAAUCCGGUCUUCUCUUUUAAACAAGAUUUGAAGUUGAUAGCGGUGAUUGAUAAAUUAGCGGUCGAUGGGAGAUGCGAUAUGACUGAAAAUAAAAAUGUUCUAACGUUACCUGAACGUAAAUUAGGAUUCUCUGAAGUGCAGCGAAUGCUGAAAGGAUGCUGCGAGGAUAAAGCAUUUCAGAAACUCGACAUUAAGUUAGACGAAAAACAUUCCAUACGAAAAUCUUUAAUUAAAAAGGUGGAAGAAAUUCUAAACGGCAUCAACGAGGACGCUGAAAAUGGGAAUGUACCAAAACUAGUUAUCAGGAAUCAAAGACUUUGGAGUAAUUGUGUUUAUGAUUUAGACCGAGUGACAUUAAAAUGUUUCAAUGAAGCAAAGACAUCAACAAUAACUUACUCUAGCUCAGAAGACAAAACUAGAUUUAACACGAUCGUGUUUGUAUUGACUAAAGUACACGAAUUGUUAAUUAAAAACCUAACAGUAACUAGAAGGGAAUUAUUCUAUCAAAAUGUGAUAAGACUGCGCAAUCAAGCGAACCUUGACGUCGCAGUCAGAGAUGUCUGUUGUUUGUUGGACACUCCGCCAUGGAAUCUUGGUAUUGUAGCAACUGCUAAAGGCUUGAUAGCUGGACCUCUUACUAUUAAACAUAGGGACGGAUCUGUGACAGACUGCAUGGCUUCAAGCGGGGUCCUAAUUCCGCAAGACGUGAACGGAAUAACAGAAUUUCAGUCGACAGCAAAGUACAUUUUGGUUGUGGAGAAGGAUGCCAUAUUUCAAAAGUUACUCGAUGAAGGAGCUUUGAUCAGACUAGGUCCUGUUAUUAUACUUACGGGUAAGGGUUAUCCGGACGUUUGUACUAGACAGUUGUUGUGUCGUCUAUGCAAGGAAUUGCGUUUGAGGGCCCUGGCUCUUGUGGACGCAGAUCCCCACGGCUAUGAGAUAUUCCUCACAUAUAAAUACGGUUCAUUGGCACAGUCGCAUCUCUCGUCUUCUCUAGCCUGUAGUUCUAUAGUAAUGCUUGGGGCUCGUCACCAUGACGCCAUGACUCUCGCUCCUACUGAAGCGCGAUUGGCACUCACUGAACGCGAUAAAAGAAAACUAUUAUCUUUAUUGAAAAGACCUUAUUUGGAUAAUAGUAACGGAGGUCGUAUUAGGGAAGAGUUACAAGUAAUGCUAUCUAGCGGUACAAAGGCGGAAAUAGAAGCACUCGCUCCGAACAGUGGCGAGCUCUGUGACGCUUACUUACCUGCUAAACUUAUACAAGGAGAUUAUUUGCGAUAAAAAGUUACCUUAAACUUUUGUUUAUAAUGUUUAUAAUCUUUAAAUGUAAUUCUGAUUAAAAACUAUUUUUGUUAUUAAUAAAGUAUCACUUCGUACUAAAUUAUGCAGAGUUGUACGGUAUCAAUGUGGCGCCAUCUCUUAGUGCGGACAAAAUUUCUUUAAGUGUGCCCUUUUGAAGUUUGCAAGUAAAAAAUCUAGAUGGCGCCAGACUGUAUCCAGUGACAGUUAUCGUUAAAGUUCAAUGGAAAAUUGACAUUUGACAUCAAACCAAAAUUUGUGGUGAUUUAUUUAUUGAAAUUCGAAAAUGUACUAAAUACUGCAUGAAGCAUGCUUCAUUACUUAUCGCUAGGUAAUGUGCGACGCAACUUUGUUACUUAACAAUACAAUAUCUAUAUGAAAUAGAUAUGGAGAAUCAAACCUUGAACAACGAAAAGAGGUUCAUCAAUAAGGCAAGGUCACAUAAUACUGGACCGUCUCAGUUUGUUAGGAACGAACCAGUGAAGCGCAAAUCCGUGUUACUGAACGAAACCAUUAACUCCUUGGACUUGGCAUUCGGAAGACUGAAGAAAUGUAGACUAUCGAAUGGAGUGGGCCGUGCGAGUACUCCAGGAAGUCCUACAAUACGUCAUCGUAAUGAUAUUUUAAUGAACUCGAGUCGCGCUUCCACAUUCAGCCACGGAUUAGACAAUAUAUCUUUAAUGUCAAUGAACUUCUCGCAUUACGAACUAAUGCGGAAUUUAUCACAAGCGAAUUCUAAUUCAGAUGGUACAUUUAGUGGAAGUAAUUGUAAUACCGCAACGCGGCCUGUCGAUCUGAACGAAAAAAACGAACACUUGGAGAGAUAUUUCCGUAGUGCGGAAAUAUGGAGCGAUCGGAACUGCGGAUCUAGUGGAUUAUUCUUUUUCGACGCAAAAAAAUAGUUUCCGUGUCCACAAAUGAAAAGUCGAGAUGAACGAUUAUGUAAAUUUCAAAAUUUUAUUUAAUCCAAAGAAAAUUUACAUUAACAUAAUGAUAUAAGAAUUUACAAAUCAAAUAUACCAAUCUAUACAACACUGUAACUCUUAGAGACGAUAAGAUUUAUAACACUCAUUAACAAUACAUAACAUAGAAUUUAGAUAUUUCUUUCUCUAGGGCCAUCGAAUAAAUCACCGGAUACAACAAA